Fusarium verticillioides 7600 is the source of this 11249-nucleotide messenger RNA. RefSeq names its product condensin complex subunit 2. The transcript is spliced from 6 exons. Gene Ontology annotation, molecular function: chromatin binding. Gene Ontology annotation, biological process: mitotic chromosome condensation. NCBI's taxonomy places the organism in Eukaryota, Fungi, Ascomycota, Sordariomycetes, Hypocreales, Nectriaceae. Gene Ontology annotation, cellular component: condensin complex. The record is from RefSeq and is a predicted model, not a curated record. The coding region runs from base 154 to 2664 and encodes 836 amino acids.
GGAUAGGUAGGUUGAGGUCACCCCACACACCGCCCCUCGUGCUAGCAGUUGGCAUUUAUUUUGUUUACUUUGGCUAGGGGGACGACAACGCGAUAGGCCUCGUCCAAACACGCCCUUUUUAUCCCCCCCAAAACCCACACAAAUAAAUUGAAAAUGCCUCGAGUUGCUCAAGUUCCCCGGACGGGGAAUGCUAGGAACAACACAGGCUCUAGUACGGCCUCACCAUUCAUAACGCAGUCACCCGUCAAAAUCCCCCUCAACGAUGAUGUGUCUGAAAAGGGGCAGCGCAUGAGCUCUAGGAGAGCUCUCCACGAAAGACAAUUUAACGAGAUCAAGAAGGCCGCAACUCCUCGCAAGAUUGGCCUUCGCCUUGACGACAUGGAGAACGGUGAUCCCCAAACUCCCCGCGGCGGCCGCGCCAGCUAUGUCGAAGAUGACGAGGGCUUUGUGGUCGGAGGCUCUGCGGUCACGCCUAUGAAGCGUGUGCCGCUUCUCGCCAAUUUCGAAGAAUGGAUGAAGAUGGCCACCGACAACAAAAUCAAUGCGACAAAUUCAUGGAACUUUGCUCUCAUAGACUACUUUCACGAUAUGUCACUCCUCAAGGAAGGCGACGGUGUGAACUUCCAAAAGGCCAGUUGCACCUUGGACGGAUGCGUCAAGAUCUACACCAAUCGUGUUGACAGCGUCGCUACGGAAACAGGGAAGCUAUUGAGUGGCCUCGCUGAUAGCAACAACGCAAAGAAGAAAGACAAGGAUGGCGAGGAUGCCGACGAGAGCGACGAAGAAGAACUCGAUGAGGAUGGCAAUGUAAAAAAGAAGCCCAAGAAGAAGACACAACGAUCAUCUGAAGCAACCCUUGCCCCCUCGUUCAACUCGCUGCAGCUCAAAAAGUUUGAGCUGGAAUUCGCCGUCGAUCCCCUGUUCAAAAAAGCAUCUGCCGAUUUUGAUGAAGGUGGCGCCAAGGGUCUUCUUCUAAACCAUCUCAUGAUCGAUUCACAAGGACGUAUCGUCUUUGACAGUAGCGACGAUACUGGUGAUGCCACCACUCUUGGAAGGACGAAGUCCGACGAUGAAGAGGACGACGGAGAAGACGAGGAGGCCGAGAACGACCCAGAGGAAGAGGAGCUGGAAGAUGAGGAAGAAGCCGACGACGUCGAAAUUGAUGUUGGACUCCUGGGUGCCAAGUUCAUCCCGGACUUACAGCGACUCGAUGAGCUCGAUGUUUGUCCUUCUCUAAAGACGUUUGAUCUUGGCGAUCCUUCGGGAUCCAUGGAUAUUCCAUUCCUAAAGGCACCCGAGGAUUGGAGACAGGACCAGGACAAGGAAAAGACCCCCGGCGCGCUUGGCGACUUUUCCGGUCUCGUAAUUGAUGGUGACGAAGCAGCAGGCUUCGACGAUGAUGACCUCGCCCUGGGAGCCUUCGACGCUGCUGAUAAUGUUGCUUUUGGCGAGGGUGGCGAGGCUUGGGCUAGAGAGGCCGCACUGGAGCCACAGAUGCGAGUGUACGACGCUGGCCUUGGUGAAGAGGGUGGUGAGGGAGAUGAGAUGGACGGCAACGGUGAAUACGUUGUUUCAAUGACGAGCGCGCAGAAGGCGGACAAGAUGCACGAAGAUAUCCUUGGAUUUUUCGACCAGGCGUUGCAGAAGAAUUGGGCGAGCGCGGAGCACUGGAGGAUCAGGAAGAUCAAGGAUGUGAAUAAGCCGGCAACAGAGACAAAGAAGCGCAAGGAGAAAGAGCCCUUUGAAAUCGACUUUGCCGCACCGCUGGAUUCACACACUUCGGAUAUCAUCCAUACACAGGCCACCAACAAUUCGGCCAUCAGCAUGCCUAAGAAGGAUUGGAAGUCCAAGUCACGCAAUCUUCUGCCCGACGACAAGCACUUUAACUCCAGGUCUCUGCUAAGCCUGUUCCUCAAGCCAAAGGCACGGAUGAGCAAACGACGCCCAGGCUUCAGCUCUCGCGGCGGGAGUGGUUUUGGUAAUGCCGGUGCAGAUAAUCAACCUGAUGGGGAAAUGGACGAAGCAUUCUGGGCCAACCAAAAGGCCCCGCAACAUACAGACGAGACAGCGUUGCCUGAAGGCGACUAUGAUGCCAACUUCUUCCAGGACGAUGUUAUGCCAUUCCCCGGCGGCGGGGACUUGGACGACGAUGACGAUCUAGAAUUUGCGGACGCAAGAGAACACUUCUCACCAGGGCUUGACGGGCAGGCUGGAAUCACUGAUGGCAGAGGGCUCACAGCUCUACUUAAUGGAGAGACAGUAACUAAUACUGGGGCGUUCGGAACGACACUGGUCACUCAAACGAGGCGUGUACGACCCGAGUAUGUGCAAUAUGCUAGGGUAGCCAAGAAGGUGGACGUGCGAAGGUUGAAGGAAGAGUUGUGGAAGGGUAUGGAUGUCGACAUUCUUCGAAAACAACCUGAGCCCCAAGCAGUGGAUGUCAGCGAACCUAAGCAAGAAGAGACGCUCAAGUUCACAGAGAUCAUGAACAAUCUGCAGACCGUAUAUCCCAAGCCGGUGAUGGAUGAUAUUUCGACCUCGUUCUGCUUUAUCUGUCUCUUGCACUUGGCCAAUGAGAAGGGCCUUGUGAUUGACAACACACCUGGUCUGUCGGAACUUGAGAUCCGCAGGGAUUGGUCAGCGGAGAUUGUCGAGGGUGAAUAGCGGGAGCGAUUUUGAGCUAUGUGACCACUUGUCUUGAGUAAAUUCGGGGUUGGCCAUGUACUUGUUUGUUUGACGAGUCAUGCAUGAGAUGCUCGCGGAAUUGUUCAAGGGACACCUAGCAAUGCAUGGUAUGGUAUGGAUGGCAUGGCAUGGAAGAUAACGUGAUAUCCUGGCGUUGGGGGGAGAAGUUAACAGUAACAAUAUCUAGAUUACUUGUUUUGAAUGAAGGACACGAAGGAAUGAUUGGUUGAUCAUAUUCACGAGCUUUGCUUUAUACCAUGUGGAUGCCAGCUCGAAGAUGAGGUGGUGGUACUUGAAUUUGCAGCCUCCUUUUGCGGGGUUCCUUUUCUUGCAGGUAUGAAGAAAGCAAGUUUGAAUUCUUGAGCGGGUGAGCUUUUGUGGUCUCUUGGGUCGUAUCCAAGUUUUCCCAAUGACAAUAAAUACUUGGUCAAUGGUGCUACCAUUGACCAUCACAUCCUAACCUCGUCGCUGUUGGAAAAUCAACGGCGGUAGAAGAUUCGUCAUUCUAUCACCAAGUCGAAUGCGCGAAUGCCACCAUGGCCACCAUGAUACCCACAACAUCACACUCAUCUCAUAGCUGACUCUCCAGUUCCCAUGGAUAAAGCGAAUUAAUCACUAUAGCUAUGCAAACUUGUACCUACCUAUGUGACCUGGGUAAUGACCCCAGUACCUAGAGCAAAUGAUUUCCAGCUCGUGUGUUCAAGAUCGGGUCCUGAUUACCUUAACUUGGUUUUUAUUCAGGUAAAAUAGGUAGAUAUUCAGGAUCUGUAUGGUUUUAUGGUAAGGUACCUAGGUACUAACUUCUAUCAACUUCUAGGUACGGUAAAGUACCUACCUUACAUAGGUACCUCAGGUAGGUAAGGUUACUCAGGUAUGUCCCUAGGUAGGGACCUGGAACCCUGGAGUCAGUCAGGUACGUACCUCGAUAUCCCAGUCUCAGACCCACUCAUUGGCUUUUGUGGCUGCGCCAUGACGUUGAAACGGGUUACGAACUGGACCCUUAUGACGAUGUUGAUAAAUUGUGGGGGUGCCAAACCAGACGAGAGAACAAGAACAAAGCAACUUUGAGGUGCUGAGGUAGAUAAGUCUGAUGAAUAAGGAAGGACCCUUGAGAUCGUCUCGUUCUUUUCAUUUCGUUCAUCUUUCUCUCCUCACAUCUUUGGCCUCUCCUCCUAUGUAAUCAGUCACCCACCUUUACCUGCUACUUCGAUUUACUACUACACAUCUAUUGUAGAUAGCAGCCCAGCUACAUCUCCUAUAGGUACCUUAUACAAUACACAUCGAUCAAUCGAUAGCCUCCCUUGUCUUCAGAAUUACCAGUAUCGCGGGACUGAACUGCCCCUCUCUCGCCGCAAUGAUCUGGUGGUGGUCUCACACCCGUAAACCCCCUUGAUCAUAACACCAAUCUGGUUCCUCGAUGUGGACAUGCACUACUCGCUCACAUGUAUAUAAUAUAACGUCCAAUUCCAUGGCUUGGCAUUGGUUCUGCCGUAAGUUUCCAUACUGACUCAAUUCCUGGUCAUUUUCUUGCAAUACCUAAUUCAUUGCACACUAAAAACCAAUAGAGUAUGUGCCUUCGAAUAACCCAGUUACCGACAUGGAUAAACCUUUAAACUAUACACCAGCCAAAUUCCUCAUGACUUCCGAAUGCUAUUUUUGGAUCCUUUCAAAACUCUUUCCAACCCAAAGUCAAAGCACCUAACGCCAGAAUCCACGACUGCGCGACUCGAUAUUACCACAGCAGCCAUUAUAGGUACUCGCUCAAACUGUACCACUAUUAACCUAAAGACCGAAUCAUGAAAUGGAAAAGACUUGACAUCAUCAUGCGUGGGUAUCGGAUAAGAUAAGAAACGAAAGGGGUCCCCAGGGGUGACUAAGUUGCAUAUCGACACAUCUGGACACAAGCGUUUUGGCGUCGAAUGCAGCAGCAGUAUGUAUGCUAUCAGCUUAAGUUCAUCGUCACCGCCCUUCAUCGUCGUUCGUCGCGUUCAUGCUUUUCGACAAGCUCACCAGCUCUUAGCAAGACGCUCAUGCCAUCGAGACGAGUCUUGAAGGACCGAUCCUCCAUUGGGGCCACCAGAUCAGGUGCCGGCGUCAUUGGCACAUCGCUGUCCGCCAUGUAUUCGUCGUUCCUGGCUGGAGGGCCAGUGGGUGGCAAUGGUUGAGAGCCUUAAAAGCCGAGUUAGCUUGGACUUCUUGAGGAAGCCUCCAGAGAUUCAAGUACCAUAUCCCCGGGGCACAACGCCGUGGCCAAAAUAUGGCCUUGCGAGCGGCACAGGGUCUGUUGGGCUCGGGGUCGUCGUACCAGUACCUAACCAGGAAACAGGAGAACCCCGUUCGAACAUGGCCGCGUUGGCAGCAACAACUGGUGUCGGCAGCGUCUGGUGGUGGGAAAGAAGAGCGUGGAUUGGGAGCGGUCUCUCGCCGGGAGUUCGUGCAAAGCCCCCUGCUGGACUCACUGAACCAAUACUGCUGCUCGAAGACGGUUCGUGCCGGAGCAGGGGGGGCUUGGGCGGCGCGGAUGGAAGCACGUUGGGGACUUCGGGUACCGACCUAGGGUGGUUCGCGGCAACAAAACCACUCGAAUAGGGAUUACCUUCCGACCCGGAUGCAAUUGGCAUCCCUUUCCUUCCAUCUUCGAGCAUGUUGGACAACGAGGGUAGAUGCUGAUGUGAAACUUCUACCCCCCGACCUCCUUCUCGCCAGGACUGCCGGCGUUUAGGAGCUUGGUAAUGGAGUUCCCGUGGACUUCCAACAUCGAAAUGGGCGGCCUGGGGUGAUGACAUGGUCUCGUCGUUCGAGUUUGCCUGGGACAACAAAGUUGGCGUAGUUGACGAGUGCUGCGAUUCAGCUAUCGAUGCAAUCGAAUUCAACCUUUCUCGCCGACAAGGUGGUGGCUCGCUCCCUUGCAACCUCUCACUACCACUGCCGCUCGAAGUGUUGCCUCCCGGUGUCAUGGUGCUGCUGCUACUGCUGCUGUGCCGUAAUCGAACGGGAUCCAAUUUUGUCCUCUUGGAGACAUCGGCUAGCCAACGGCGGGGUGUCAGUUUUACUGUCAUGUCAAUGUGUGGUGGAUUUGAUGCCAUAUGGCUACAAACCUUGGGUACGUUUGGCCUGCUUCUCUUUGAACUCGUGGAGAUAUUGCAUAUACUUCCGAUAAUCGGCCGUUUUCUUAUAGUCCAUCAGGUCACGGUGGUACUUCUCCUUAUCGGCAUUUGCUUGGCUUUCAUAUGCCUCCUUUUCACUUGCAUUCAAGUUUUGCCAAUUCUCUCCGACGAGUUUUGCAAUUUCUGUGAACGUGAGAUUUUGACUUUUUAAGUCUUCCCUCAUUUCUUUUCAUCGUUUGUCAGUAAAUAUUCACGAACAGCGAGCGCGUGUCAGGGCACAACUCACUGUUGGAAAACAAUACAUAUGCUGAUGGGGGUCUCUCAGGGGCAUUCUCGUCAGGCUGGUACCUCGUUAGUCAUCAAAUCGCCACUGGAGGAAUGCAAAAGUUUCAACUCACCUUAGGGUGACGCCGAUACUUUCGUUUGGCAACACCUUGUCCAUCGGGAGGUAGUUCCGUCCGAGUGGGCUCAAGCUGCACACUAUCCGAUUUUGCAUCUUCGCUGGUUGGCCUGGCAGGAGUCACCAAUGACACCGAUGGGGAGAUGCCACGGGCAUUAGCUAUCCUUCUUUGGAGCUUCUAAAGAAAUUGAGUCAGUGGCUGCCUGAGUAGGCGGUGACAGGAACCAUACCCUCCGGUGGCCAAGUUUGACACCCAAUGCAUCUCUGAAAAAGGCUGUUAGAGGAAGUGUUGCAAUCAGUCCAGUAAAAAUGAAACAUACAGAUCUGACUCCUGGAUGUCAAGAAUUAUAUCCCACUCAUCGAAGCCUUGCUCAACGAAUGCACCAAGAUACUGGGACAAUCCCAACUCGGCAAAAAUUGACUCAAGAUCGGGAGACAUACAGCCCAGCUGGAAAGUUCCGGGGAACCUCCCUCCAAAGACGAACGGUUUUUUUGGAUUAAUUGGUGCCAGUGUGGCGGUUCAACUUCGUCCCAGGUUCAAGUGGCUACGGCGUUAUACAAUUUGAUGAGAGAAAAAAACAAAGGUAUCAAGUAAUCAAGCCAGUUUGCGUCGAGGGUGUUUCCAGUGCAAGUCUGGUGUUAUGUUCGGGUUCGUCUUUUAUACAAAUAUGUUAAUCACUGGUAUACGAGGCUUCUGAUGGUCUCUCUUGUCGGUUGGUGGUGUUGAUGGAUGGGUAUAAAUGAAAACAGGUAGGUUUUGAAACGCGGGGUUUGGCACUGAGCUUUGAUGAACUGACGAUGUCGGUUGAAGCUUGGUGGUUCAACAAGGGGUAAUUGUGAGAUUGAUGUUGGGCAAGAAUCUGGGAGUAAUAAGGUGUUAUGCUACAUUCGAAGAGUUUCUGACUAUGCGGUUGAGGCUUUGGAUCUUCGAUGUGUAGUGAUGGAUCAAGUGUGAUGAGUGAGGAGGUUCGGACGUGCAACGGAGAUCUUGGGCAACAAGGGAGUGAUAAACUCAGUGAUCGAGAGGAAUAGGGUCCGAUGAUUGUGUUGAAGGGCAUAAAGUCCUUGGUGAAUAUACAGAGGGUAAGGGGAAGAGGCGUAGGAGAAUGACGAAAGAAAUAGGAGGCACGUACAAGCAAGAUGUGAUGGUGUUGGGCCGGAGAAUUGGUGAACAGUGGACCUUGGACAAGAAAAGCGUUGGCUCAUAUGGUGAAGGGUCGUUAUUCUUCGCCAAUUGACAAGCCACAACGAUGAGCAGAAAUAGUUUUCUGAGGCAGAAGAUGGACAGUCAAAGGAAUGGGAAACAACAGAGGGCCAGCAAGUAGGCUGGAUAGAUGAGAUGAGUUCGAAAGGGAGCGAACAGCAGUUACGAGCACCCCCAGAGACAACAAGCGGAAUCGGAUAUCUCGAUUGCAAAGAGCAAGUGCUGUGCUGUGGUGGAUUGAGGGAAGGGUAUUGUGUCCAACCGCGAUGAGGGAAGAAUGAAAGCUCACGUUCUGUCAGCGGCGCAAGAACUCGUCAGGGAUAGAUGUCGCGGAUAGUAACGAGACGUGGAUUGGCAGGUGAUCUUCGGACUGAAACUUAUGAGGCGACUGUGAGGUGAUAGAUCCAAGGGGACAGGCCCCGGGUUAGGUUUGGCUGCAGGUCGGUUGAAGGUCAAGUGUUCUGGACCUAGGCUCUUGUUGGCGUGUGCGCAAGCGUGAGAGUCAAAGGACAGGCAAGGCAAGGCAGGACGAAUAUAAGAAUUACACUGUAGGAACGGGACUUCAGUCGUGGACAUACGAGAGGGGGUGUGAGGGCUUUCGAAGAAAGAUAGGUCAAAUAUGAGUUGCUCUGUGCGGAGCUGGUGUAAGAGCCAAUAUUGGGAUGGGGGAUUCUUAUUCAGGGCAUCGUGGGAUCCAGAAUGCUGUAUAGAUGGAGGUAGAGACAGGGUCCAGGGCAAAACGGGGAAGAGUCGGAGGUGCCGCAGCCACCGGCAAAAGAGUAAACACGAUUAUUAGUUGAUGAACAUGAAAUAGGCAAAGCAGGGUUUUGGAAGCGAUGAUAGAAUCGUGAGAGUUCAAGUGGCAGAAAAAGAGCAGAAACAUCAGAUUCCUACAUGGCACUCGCUUUGGGGGGUGGUCUUGCUGUUCAGAGGCCCCAAGAGAAUUGGGAGGGCAUGGUCUAGCCCAGUCAGUUCACAACUCAACCUAAGGGGGGCGUGAACGUGUGUAGAAGAAGGGUGUAGGCCUACAAUCUUCCGUCAAGGGCACACAGCCUUGGCACGCUUGUCUCUUAAAUUCUGGGCUGGCUGUUGAUCCGCAGCCUCUUUCUUUUUCUGUUAUAGAGCGUAUCAAGUUUUGACGUUCGAGAAAGAUGAAUGAUGCAAGGGCCGAUUUUACACCGAAGCAUUAUCAUCAUUGUCCAUCAUCCAUCAUAUUGGGUCUUGGGAGUUAUGGACAAUUGGCACCAACAUUGCUAAGCAACGUACGUACAGAAAUGCAGUUCAGACUCGAGAUGGGUCGAAAACAAGAAGCGUGGACCCCCCGAGGCCCUGUCGUCGGCUACGUAUACGAUAGGGCGGCACCUGGACAACAUCGAGAUGCCCCAACUUGGUCCAAUUGACGCAUUCAUGAACGAUAUCUGGGACCAUGGGCAUAUUGAUGUCGCUUCAACGCAACACAACGCAACCCUACUGGUGCCCGUGACUGUGAGUUCUAGCAGAGCCCAUCCACGAAUAGAUGGACGGAUGUGUUGAAUGGAGAAUGCGACGCGGUGCUUGAGAUGGGAGCACCAAAUCGAAAGUCAGAAGGAAAUCGGCACUCAUCGAAAAGAUACACACCAUUGCUGCUGCUGCUGCUGCUGAUACUGAUGCUGCUGGUGUUUGCUUGAUGUUCCACAGAGCGAGCGGUCCCAUCAUGAUGUUCCAAGGACACGGGCAGGCCUGUAAUGGGGUUUGGCGCAUCGCAUCCUCUAUUCAGAAAGAGGCAAUUGGGCAUGACGAUCAACCGUCAAUUUGAUUGAUUGAUUUGCCCCGACACGGCAGGAUGACAGUAAUUGGCUAGGUGCGUCACCCGUCCACACCAGGCUUUGCCAGCCCUCAAACUCAGGCGCAUGUCGGUAGCGCAGCUACUCAGAAACUGUAACGGGUAAGAUCUCGAUCCCAAUUCGUGAAACGGUCGUGGCCUCCCGUACUGUACGAUACGGGAUGACUGCGUGAUGGGGUGAGAAUGUCACGCUCUUGGGCGUGGUCUCCCCAUCAUCCUCAAGUCUCCGCAGCUGGCUCAAAGCCUCAAAGAUCUUCGAAACUCGCCGAGACGGUACGCAUCAACCAGCUAAAAGAAGCGUGACAGACGGACGGUCAGGGUUGAAGUUGAGCUUGUUCUACAAAUGGCAACGCUCGUCGGUAGCCAGGUGGUUGUGGGUUAACUAAAACGGAGUUUCUGGGUCAAGUUCUGGUGGUCGGAGCUAUUGCGAGCCCGGGGUGUGGAGCCGGUAUAAGUGACGCACGCCCUGGGCUGUCCACAAUCCGCUCGUGGGUUGUUCCUGAUCGUCAUCGAGCCAUCGCCUUUGUUGAAAUCGAGGUUUGGCUUAUUGAUCGCACAACGCCAGAACUCCAACUUCACCAUGAUCGAGCUGGGCCUUGAUCAAAUCGCCCAUGAUGCCGCGCCAACAGGUGAUCUGCUUGCUCAGAAAUGCCCCAGAUCCCCUUUUCGCGGGCCACACGGUGCGGCCACCGACGUCUUUGGGAAGUUCGUUCGUGCAGAGGGAUGCAGCCGCCAGAAUUUGUCAUGUUGUGCUGAUGGUUGAUGAUGCCUCAAGUCGAAUGACGCAUAUUAGAACGUGUUCCAAGGCAUCAUUUGUUUUCCCUUUCUACCAUGAUGGGGCAGUGUCGUCCAGGGUGAAAGCGCACGACCGACCUCCGGCAGUCCUCCUUUGAUUCUGUUUCUCAGGUGCUCUGAUACAUAAUCUAAUUCUGUUUGGGCCAAUUGGGCAUAUUCUGCGUUGACAAGCCGAAGCUGAAUGGGAUCGUUGGUUCUAUUAGGCAUAGUGGCUAUAAGUGGGCAUGCGAUAGUUUACAAGUAGUUUGUAAGUUAAUGGCUAUCAACGACCGAGAUGUGCAAGACAGGAUUAUUCAUCGUCAGGCCCGGCCACUCAAGUGGCAUUGAAAACAUACGAUAGCCACAAUACGUGGUGUCGGUAAUUGUGAAUCGAAAGCUGGUGGUAAAAUCGCCAUGAGCGGGAUGGGAAUUCGACAGAGGGUCUAGAAUCUCGAUCCCUCAGGGCUCUGGGAUUGGUGAAUAGUGGCGGGUUGAGUGGCCGACUCCCCGUACAAUGUAACGCCUCCCCCUCUGGCCAUUCAGCCAUGCAUCUUUCGUUUCGAUCCCAGAGGCUUAUUCGAACUGUGCCACCUUGGCCAUUUCCACCAAGUAUUGAGCUUGAGUUGCCGAUAUCUUGAUCGAUCGUAAAACUGAUCACGGCCUAGUAUUAGAACUUGCAAGUUAAGAAUGAUGUAAAAUAAGGGUCACGGAGCAUGGUCCGUAUCACUGAGCCAAUAAGCAAGCUUAAAGCUCUCGGGAUCCAAAAAUCCCCGGUUUUCUCGGGAGAAGCGAAAGACUAGGUGCUCUCUGUUGUUAUGACAGCAGCCUAACUAUGUACUAUUAGCAAAACUAGGCGCCUGGAGGGUUGAAGGAGGCUGAAGUACCUGCCUGGGCAGGCAGACAGACAGGCUGGCUGGCUGGCUGGCUGCAUCUCCAACGUCUGCCUCCGACGACGGCUGGUGGUUUCUGCACAAGGAAUAGAUAUGAAAGCUACCUUGCCCGAAAGUUUUCGGGCAUUGUAGUUUUUGAUGGCAAAAGUAAAGGCUUAAGACCGACUCCCCAAGGGUCGCGUAAAGCGCAUCAAAGCGAAUAUUUCUCCACGAUGUUGAGUCUAGAACGUUGAUGGGAGGGAGGAAUAAGUCGCGAAGUGGCUGACAGGGCAAUGGCCAUCCAUCCAUAUCUGAUCUUUGGAAAGGGAAAUGGUGUCUGGGUGUGCACUAACUGGUAGGGAGACUAGGGGAGGAAAGAAAACUCAGG